Molecule: messenger RNA, 999 nt
Organism: Penicilliopsis zonata CBS 506.65
Lineage: Eukaryota; Fungi; Ascomycota; Eurotiomycetes; Eurotiales; Aspergillaceae
Exons: 7
Coding region: 1-999 (332 amino acids)
Molecular function (GO): methyltransferase activity
Source: RefSeq, a predicted model, not a curated record
AUGGCUUUGAGAUUGUAUCGAAAUACUGGUCAGUGCUUUGACAGGACACCCAGGCAGACUGACCAUUCAUUCUCUCCAUCAAGGAACCCAGAAGCCCAAACAGAGGCACUAGACCCUGUCUAUCUCGAUAUUUUAUCCAUCCGAGAUCGUGAAUAUCAAAAAUACGCGAUCGAUAACCGCAUAUUCUUCGAGCCGGUGGAUGAUAGUGAAGCAGAGCGUCUUGAUAUCCAGCAUCGAGUCUUGAAUAGGGUGUUCGAUGGUCGACUCAUCUUCCCGCCCGUUCCACGACCGAAAAGGAUUCUGGACUGUGGUUAUGGAAGUGGAGCGUGGGCUGUCGACGUUGCUGAGCAGCAUCCCGAAUGCGAGGUAAUCGGUGUCGACGUCUCUCCGCACAUGCAGCCAGGCGACAUGCCUGAUAACUUGUGGCUACAGGUCGAUGAUUUGAACCGCCCAUUCACGUUUCCUUCCAGAUACUUCGACCUAGUUCACUCGCAACUCGUUGCAACCGGGAUCAACCGCAGUCGAUGGCCAUCGUAUAUUCGAGAUAUCGUGAGAGUAUUAAAGCCAGGCGGAUGGGUUCAAAUGACCGAGAUCUAUUUCAAUAUUCAGUCUGACAACGGUUCCAUCACCGAGCAUAACGCCCUAAGGCAGUGGAGCACAAGAUAUAUGGGGGCGUUCGAGAGUCUCAAAGACCUUAGGGUCGGGGCGCGCCUGAAAGAUCUCUUGACAGCGGCCGGCUUGGUGGAGGUGGAUACCAGGAUGAUUCCUCUUCCCCUCUCUGCCUGGUCUAACGACGCCCGAACGCGCGAGAUAGGAGCUAUGAACCGCGAGAAUAUCCAACGGUUGUUGCCAGCCAUAUCACUCUAUCCGCUCACGCAACGGCUGCACAUGCCACGCGAACAAUUUGACGUCCUUGUGGCUCGAGCACAACAAGAAGCCAACAAUCCCACCCUGAAGGCAUACUUUCCGUUGUACAUCUGCAUUGGCCGAAAGCCGUGA